CAGAAUCUUACAGAAGAGGCAGAAUGACGUAAUUGGGCAUAUACAGAUAUGAUUUAUACCAUCCUAGUCUUACUUCUUUCAAUUAUAUGUUGUUGUCAAGCAACUACUUAUACAUUCGGUAAGAACUGCUCAGUUAUUCUUGAACGCAUACAUGACCACGCAGAUAUAUUUGUUAAGUAUGAUGGCGAACAACUUCAUGAGACCUGUAAUGACAUGUCGUUUUCUGGUUUUGACGAAGAUAGCCCUGGUGAUGAAUACAGAGUAUGUGUGACUCCCGAAUAUUAUGAAGAUCCGGAUUGUGCAGUUACAUUGACAUAUCGUAAAUCCUAUAGAGGAUCUCCGCUUAAGACUUAUAAAUGCGACAGUAAACCAGAUUCUAGGUAUUGUGGCAAAGGGAAAGAUGCUUUAUUCAUCGACGUUAAACUGCUGGCGGUCAUGACAAGAGAUGUGAGAUUUAAACUACAGGUGGAGGCUGAACUGACUUUUAACUAUAAUUCCUUUGUUGCGGCGGUUCUUGGUGGAGUAAUUGGUGGAUUUGUAAUUAUAUGUAUCGUUACGGGAGUCAUUAUAUUUAAGACCUGUAAAAGGAAAAGAUCACAAGGACAAGUGUUAAAUCCAGUGAACCGAACUGAGCGCGAGGUUUUGUGAUGACAGAAAGUUGACUUAUUAUCGACUGAAGGGUCGCUUCCAAUUAUACAGACAACAACAACAUAUUUAAUUGAUGAUAUUUUUUUUAUGUAAAACUAGGUGCAUUAUAAUUUAGAUUGAUACUUGUAAAUUAUAGUUGAGAUGAUCAAUGAAUUUUUGAUAAUCUGUUAAUCGCUAUUUAACCUAGGACGAUGUUGUCAAUUUCGUUAGCUUUGCCUCGCGCCUGCUUAGUUACUAGCGAUAAGUUUCGAUCUCAAGCGAGUAGCAUGAUAUAAAAAUUAUCACACAAAAAAAAGAUCAAAGGAAAAAUGCACAAAAUAGCGAUAAACAAGAAUGUGUCUCAAGUACACGGAUGCCCCACUCGCACCAUCAUUUUCUAGGUUCAAUGGACCGUGAAUUUGGCAUUAAGAUUAGAAAGAUCAUAUCGUCUCUCGUACAUCUGUACAGAUUGGCUUAUGUUUACAAAAUGUACCUUUUAUAAAUGUAUUGUGUAAUUUUAUACAUAAGGUGA
Mytilus trossulus (common blue mussel) is the source of this 1159-nucleotide messenger RNA. RefSeq lists its product as uncharacterized. The record is from RefSeq and is a predicted model, not a curated record. Lineage: Eukaryota; Metazoa; Mollusca; Bivalvia; Mytilida; Mytilidae. The transcript is spliced from 5 exons. Bases 49 to 648 code for a protein of 199 amino acids.